Trichomycterus rosablanca is the source of this 1153-nucleotide messenger RNA. RefSeq names its product succinate dehydrogenase complex, subunit B, iron sulfur (Ip) (gene sdhb). Gene Ontology annotation, molecular function: electron transfer activity; 2 iron, 2 sulfur cluster binding. Bases 27 to 869 code for a protein of 280 amino acids. NCBI's taxonomy places the organism in Eukaryota, Metazoa, Chordata, Actinopteri, Siluriformes, Trichomycteridae. The transcript is spliced from 8 exons. Gene Ontology annotation, biological process: aerobic respiration; tricarboxylic acid cycle; respiratory electron transport chain. Gene Ontology annotation, cellular component: mitochondrial membrane. The record is from RefSeq and is a predicted model, not a curated record.
GGUCAGUCAAUGUUAGGUUAGCAGACAUGGCGGCGGUUUGUUUCUCCUUCAGCCGCUCAGCUGCUCUUACAAUGCGCUCCUCUUCUGUUCUAGUGGCUGUGCGCUAUGUGCAGACGGCUGCUGCUGCUCAGCCACGCAUGAAGAAGUUCCAGAUUUACCGGUGGGAUCCUGAUAAGCCCGGAGACAAACCACGCAUGCAGACCUACGAGCUCGACCUCAACGCCUGUGGGCCGAUGGUGCUGGACGCUCUGAUCAAGAUUAAGAACGAGAUGGACCCCACUCUCACCUUCAGACGCUCCUGCAGAGAAGGUAUCUGUGGUUCAUGUGCCAUGAACAUUGACGGUGGAAACACGUUGGCCUGCCUGAACAGAAUUGACACCAACACUAGUAAAGUCGCCAAGAUCUACCCACUACCACACAUGUACGUGGUGAAGGACCUGGUGCCGGACAUGAAUAAUUUUUAUGCUCAGUACAAGUCGAUCGAGCCCUUCCUGAAGAGGAAGGAUGAGAGUCAGCAGGGGAAGCAGCAGUACCUGCAGAGUGUGGACGACCGACAGAAACUGGAUGGACUGUACGAGUGUAUCCUGUGUGCCUGCUGCAGUACCAGUUGUCCCAGUUACUGGUGGAAUGGAGAUAAAUACCUGGGACCCGCCGUCCUCAUGCAGGCGUACCGGUGGAUGGUGGACUCGCGUGAUGAGUACACAGAGGAACGCCUGGCCAAACUUCAGGACCCGUUCUCACUGUACCGCUGUCACACCAUCCUGAACUGCACCAAGACCUGCCCCAAGGGUUUGAAUCCUGGAAAGGCCAUCGCUGAGAUUAAGAAGAUGAUGGCCACGUAUAAGGACAAGAAAGCCGCCACUGUCUGAUCGUCCACGGUGGCGGUGUGACGGUUUAGAGAACUGAACCUGUUCUGAAGGAUCUGACGGGCCUCUCUCAGCUGUACACGCACACGCUCUGUAUAUACACUAUAGUAAUAAUAACAGUUAACAUGAGUGUGUGUGUGUGUGUGUGUGUGUGUGUGAGAGUACACUCCUCUGUUCAGGUGUGAGUAAGUAUACAGGUGUGCUGCAGUCAGGAUCUUGAACGCUUGUAUUCGUGGGAUAUGUUGAUUUAUAAACGUUAUAAAGAAUAAAUUAAUGCGUAACCACCA